UGGAACUAGAUGAUCUUAAGGUCCUUUCUAACCCUAACUAUUCUAUGAUUCUAAGGGGGUAUCUGCAUCAUCCCUUCUGCUCUCGGCGCCUCUUAUUUCUACAUCAAGCUGCCAGGAAACCCAACAAUGCUCUGGGCAGACCCCAGGCUCUACAGGGUAAAAACUCAUGUGUUCCUCUGUGUCUUCUCUAGGUGAUAGUACGGCUUUGGGCAUCCUGCGUGAGAAGAAGGAUCGGGAAGAAUGGGAAACAUUGUUCAAAGCCCUGGCUAAGCCCAUCUUCCAGGAGCUGGAGCACAGCCUUAAUUCUAUCAGGGAGCAGAGGAUGAAUGAAGGUCCCCAGAGCUCCAGCCUCCUCCUGAAAAUAGUUCGUGGCCAGACACUCCCUCUCCAAGACCUACCACAGCAGGGGCUGAUCAACCAGCCCUGCAUGUGGCAAUUGGAGCAGAAGGUGACCAUCCAGACUCUGAUGCAUUUCCUGCAGCUGGAAGGUGGAGAAGACACUGGAAGUCCAUACCCGAUUCUGCUGGAGCUCUUGUCAAAGCUUGAGAACAUCCAACACGUCCAACGCCUGCCUGACAUCUUCCGGCUGCAGAAUGCCCUGAUCCACUUCUUCCAAAACAGCCAUAAAGGGGAGCACUACACAGUCCAGCAGUUCCUGGACCAGCCCGAGCUGUCAGAGGACCAGCGUUUGGCUUUCAGCAGAGCUAUUGAGACCAUCCAGAAGGUCUGGAGCAAUAUUAAGAUGAACCCAUCCAUCUCAGGCAUCACCGUCCUGCCAGACCUCUUGCCCAGUGACAUCAGCACCAGCACUGCCAUCCUCCAGCUCCUCCCAACCCAACCGUCCAUCAGCCGCCUGGUGGCCAGGUUCCUCAUCCAGCUGCAGAACAGCUGCGUGGACACAGCCGCACGGGUCACCAAGGAGAGGCAGCGGUCCAUCUCCGCAGAAGAGGUGAAGCCCUCCUCUGUGCUGACUGUAACCAAGAGCGACCUGGUGACCAUGGCACUGACCAACUUGCAGUACGAGAUAGACAAAGACGGCACCAAAAUGACCUACUUCGACUUCCAGAUGCUGCAGAGGCAAGUGGUUCAUCGCUUCAUCAGUGGAAAGCCCAUCAUCAAAGCUCAGACAGCUCCAUCCAUUGCCCUCAACAACAUGAGGACCCUCCAGACCACCAAGACGAAAGUCAGGGACCAACUGCCCCAGGAGAUGCUCAGCAUCAACCAGCAGAAGCACAUCAUGGAAGAGGCCCGCUCGGUCAAUGCCCUCUCCAAGGUCUUGGACACCCUGAAGGUGGCUGCUGAGUUCCUGGCCAUGACGGGUGGUGACCCGGAGUGCCCGCUGCCUGAGUACAUUCGGCAUGAGCUGAGGAUGGAUGCCGGGGCAAAGCAGCUCCAGGAUGUGCCGGUGGUGCCCAACACCCGGCUGAAGCACAUCCUGUCACUGUGGAAGGUCCUGGCAGCUCGCAGGUCCAUGCUGUUGGUACAGAUGAACCAGGAUCCCUUCUGUCUGAUGCCCAAAGAGUUCCAAGAGAAGCUGGGUAAAAUGGAGGAAAAAGCCCUGUCCUCUGCGCUGGCCAACACCAACCUCGACCUCUUCCUCAUUGAGCUGCAUGAGAUGAUCACAGUGGCACUGUCCAUCUUCCAGCCACAAGAUGAGCUGAAGUUUGCCUUCACGUUCUUCCUGGAAGACAACCAAGUCCCUGCCAGCUCAGUUUGCAGCCUCACGGAUGCCCUGGACCCUGACAUUCCCAUCAAGAACAUCCUCUCUGUCUGGAGGACAGCUGCAAGGACCAGCCAGGCCAAUGUCCCUGCCUACAGCCAGAAGGGGCCAGCCCAAGGAAGUCGUUAGAUGGAAACAUCUGCCCCAGCUCUGGGGGCAAUACAUGACCCACAUGUGGGCUCUUGGAGCAGCUUGAGCCUCCGAGCCCCUGAAAUCCUGCUCCCCAAGGCCUGAACCCAGGUGGGAAGCUCCCACCUGGACCCACCACUGCCCCUCAGAGACCUCAAGCAUCCCUGUCCCUCCCACCCUGCUGAGCCACAUGGAGAGCAUCCCCAUGGACACAUCCCCAGCUUCAAUACCCCUGUCUUCAGUUAGCCAACUCUACCCCCUAAAACCCCCAUAUGGGUGCCUGAGAAGUUGUAGUCCCUUCUACGGCCCCGGUGCUGGCCAGCGGGUACAUCUGUGCCUCCCCAUGCUCAUCAUCAGUGGCCUCUGUCCUGCCUU
Pezoporus flaviventris is the source of this 2224-nucleotide messenger RNA. Its product is annotated as E3 ubiquitin-protein ligase RNF213-like. Gene Ontology annotation, molecular function: ubiquitin-protein transferase activity; ATP hydrolysis activity. NCBI's taxonomy places the organism in Eukaryota, Metazoa, Chordata, Aves, Psittaciformes, Psittacidae. The record is from RefSeq and is a predicted model, not a curated record. Bases 167 to 1849 code for a protein of 560 amino acids. The transcript has 11 exons.